This is a messenger RNA of Manihot esculenta (cassava), 1311 nucleotides long. Its product is annotated as indole-3-acetate O-methyltransferase 1. Lineage: Eukaryota; Viridiplantae; Streptophyta; Magnoliopsida; Malpighiales; Euphorbiaceae. Gene Ontology annotation, biological process: methylation. Gene Ontology annotation, molecular function: S-adenosylmethionine-dependent methyltransferase activity. The record is from RefSeq and is a predicted model, not a curated record. The transcript has 5 exons. The coding region runs from base 1 to 1167 and encodes 388 amino acids.
AUGGCCCCGAUUUUAUUGAACCACAUUUGCGUAGACAAUGUUGCUCUUGAAGAAUUGCUUUGCAUGAAAGGAGGCAAGGGAGAGGCUAGCUAUGCCAAUAACUCCCAAGCCCAGGCUUUGCAUGCUCGAUCAAUGCUUCACCUUGUUGAAGAAACUCUAGAUAAGGUGCAGCUGAACUCUCCGGAGGUCCCAUUUCAGGUGGCGGAAUUAGGAUGCUCUUCUGGAAGCAACACACUUUUUAUAAUGGACGUUAUCAUCAAGCACAUGAUCAAGCGAUACAAGUCAUCUGGACUUGAACCUCCUGAAUUCUUUGCCUUUUUUUCCGACCUUCCCAGCAACGAUUUCAACACUCUUUUUCAACUCCUUCCUACCAUGGGUACCAGUUAUGAGAGAAGCAUCGAAAAUUAUCUAGCUGCCAAUAACGGCCACCGAAAUUAUUUUGCAGCUGGAGUUCCUGGUUCCUUUUACAAGAGACUCUUGCCGUCGAGGUCUAUUGAUGUGUUUCAUUCAGCAUUUUCCUUGCACUGGCUCUCUCAGGUGCCGGAAAGUGUGGUGGACCAGAGAUCGGAAGCAUACAACAAAGGGAGGGUGUUCAUCCACGGUGCCGGCAAGUCCACCGCUAAUGCUUACAAGCACCAGUUUCAAGCUGAUCUUGCAAAAUUCUUAAAAGCAAGAUCACAAGAAAUGAAGAAAGGUGGGUCCAUGUUCCUUGUCUGCUUGGGUAGAACUUCAGUGGACCCCGCACACCAAGGUGGGGCUGGCAUCUUAUUUGGGACCCACUAUCAGGAUGCUUGGGAUGAUCUUGUCCAAGAGGGGCUUAUUACAAGUGAGAAGCGUGAUAGUUUCAACAUUCCUGUGUAUGCACCAAGCCUAGAAGAAUUCAAGGAUGUCGUUGAAGCUGAGGGCUCAUUUGCCAUAAACAAUCUUACGGUUUUCAAAGGAGGGAGCCCUCUGGUGGUUGAUCGUCACGACGAUCCUGAUGAGAUUGGCAGAGCAUUAGCCAAUGCCUGCAGGAGCGUCUCUGGGGUGCUUGCCGAUGCCCAUAUCGGCGACCAGCUAAGUGAGGAGCUGUUCUUACGAGUGGAGCGCCGAGGCAGAAGCCAUGCAAAAGACCUAAUAGAGAAGCUGCAAUUCUUCCAUAUCGUGGCGUCACUUUCUUUUGUCUAAGGAAAAAGAUACAGAAAGUGGACAAAACUCUCUUCUUCUGGUUUGCUAUUUUUAAAUUAUGGUAAUAAAGGAGAGGAUGAUAGUGCUAAUAACAUCGUGUUGUGUUGGAGUGUUUCUUAACUUUCCUUAGUUAGUUGUUGCCUG